Messenger RNA from Octopus sinensis (East Asian common octopus), 513 nucleotides. Its product is annotated as sorbitol dehydrogenase-like. Bases 1 to 513 code for a protein of 170 amino acids. Gene Ontology annotation, biological process: D-sorbitol catabolic process. Lineage: Eukaryota; Metazoa; Mollusca; Cephalopoda; Octopoda; Octopodidae. The transcript has a single exon. Gene Ontology annotation, molecular function: L-iditol 2-dehydrogenase (NAD+) activity. The record is from RefSeq and is a predicted model, not a curated record.
AUGUGUCAUACUUUAGACGUUGUCGAAGAUAAGGUCGAGUUUGCCAAAAAACACGGGGCAGAUUGUGGAGUGGUCGUUCGUCGAGGCGAAUCACCAACACAAAUUAGUGACCGUGUUGUCCAGGAGUUGGGAGGAAUGGCGGACGUCUCGAUUGACUGUUGUGGCAUUAGUUCGAGCAUUGAAACCCUCGUCAAUGUAUUCUUUACAUUUUUCAAUUCAGGCCACUAUUCCUGGAGGUGUUCUAACUUUGGUUGGGUUAUCGUCUCGGGGGGAUUCCAUCUCCACCUCAAACAUUGUCUGGAAGUAUUUGGAAGUCAAGGGAUUCAUAAAUACUUACAAUUGGUAUCAAGUUGUGACUUAUUCUGCAGUUACCCCAAGGCUAUAGAUCUUAUUCAGUCGGGAAAGAUUGAUGUUUCGUUUCUUAUUACCCACCGAUAUUCCAUCGACCAAUAUCAAAAGGCAUUUGAUAACUUGUCUGCAGGAAUAGGAUUCAAAACGGUCAUUAAUUUAUAA